Messenger RNA from Manihot esculenta (cassava), 1694 nucleotides. RefSeq names its product amino acid permease 6. The record is from RefSeq and is a predicted model, not a curated record. The coding region runs from base 16 to 1554 and encodes 512 amino acids. NCBI's taxonomy places the organism in Eukaryota, Viridiplantae, Streptophyta, Magnoliopsida, Malpighiales, Euphorbiaceae. Gene Ontology annotation, cellular component: plasma membrane. The transcript is spliced from 7 exons.
AUUUAUUAAUGAAGCAUGCAGCAGCCAUCCCAUCAAGUUCUUGCGCUUUUUCACUUCAAAUUCAGAACUCAAGCAGAAGAAGAAAAAAAAAGUGAGACAAUUCUGCAAUCGAUGGCUCAAGAAUUCCGACAAGAAACCUUGGAAUCUGGUCCGGUUUCUUUUAACGUUGCAAACGGAGAGCUAGACGACGAUGGAAAACCCAGAAGAACUGGAACCAUGUGGACUGCAAGUGCGCAUAUAAUAACAGCAAUCAUAGGGUCUGGAGUUCUCUCACUUGCCUGGAGUAUUGCGCAACUUGGAUGGAUAGCUGGCGUAGGAGCCCUCUUGGCAUUCUCAUGCAUUACGUACUAUACCUCUGGUCUCCUCGCUGAUUGUUACAGAUACCCACAUCCUGUAAAUGGUGGGAAGAGAAAUUACACCUACAAGGCAGCUGUUCGUGCCUAUUUAGGUGAAAAGAAGCACAAGGCUUGUGGAUUUGUUCAGUUUAUAUUGCUUAGUGGGUCGGCAAUUGGCUAUACAAUUACAGCAUCUAUAAGCAUGAGGGCUAUAAGAGAAUCAAAUUGUUAUCACAAGGGAGGACAUGGAGCUUCUUGCAAGUAUUCAAGUAGCUGGUACAUACUUGGAUUGGGGAUUACUGAAAUUUUCGUGUCUCAAAUCCCAAAUUUUCACAAGCUUUCGUGGCUUUCCAUUAUAGCUGCUAUCAUGUCUUUUGCUUAUGCUGCAAUUGGGCUUGGACUCGCACUCGUCAAGGUCAUUUCAGGGGACGGAGGAAGAACAACUUUGUCUGGAAUAGAAGUUGGGAUGAAUUUAACAACAGAAGAUAAAAUUUGGAGGAUGUUUAGAGCAAUUGGUGACAUGGCAUUUGCUUGUGCAUAUUCUCCAAUUUUAAUUGAAAUCGCAGACACUCUGAGGUCAUCACCACCAGAAACCAAUGUGAUGAAGAAAGCAAAUGCAAUAGCUGUUAUAACAUCAACAACAUUCUACAUGAUGUGCGGUUGUUUAGGCUACGCUGCAUUUGGUAAUAAUGCACCUGGCAACAUGUUAACUGGCUUUGGUUUCUACGAGCCCUUCUGGUUGAUUGACCUCGCCAAUCUCUGCAUUGUUGUCCACCUCUUGGGAGCUUAUCAGGUUCUAUCCCAGCCUGUAUUCAAUACAGUAGAAUUAUGGGCUAAAAUGAGGUGGCCCGAGUCUAAAUUUGUGAGCAGGGAAUACCCACUUAGCAUCGGCGACAAAAAGUUCAAUAAUUUUAGCAUCAACUUGUUAAGGGUGGGUUGGAGAACGACGUUUGUGGUGGUGGUAACUGUGCUAGCCAUGGCUCUUCCUUUUUUCAAUGACAUACUUGCUCUCCUUGGAGCUCUUGCCUAUUGGCCCAUGGCUGUCUACUUCCCUGUGGAGAUGCACAUUGCUCAAAACAAGAUUAAACGACGUAGCAUAAGGUGGUUAGGGUUGGAGAUUUUGAACUUCGUUUGCUUCCUUAUUAGCAUUGGUGUGGCUUGUAGUGCCAUUCAAGGUUUGAAUCAAGGUCUCCAUACUUACAAGCCAUUCAAGUUUUGAGUUACUUCUUAUACAAUCAAAUUUUAUGCUUCUUGUAAUUAGUUUUCUUAAUAAAUUUAUAUUAGCAGGCACAUAGAUGGUAAUUGAGUGAUCGACUUGAUAUGUAUUUAAUGAGAAUCAAAGAAUUUUAAUAUAAGAUA